AUGGCACAGUCGGAGAUUUCUCUUUUCGCAGCCCAGUUCGAUGAGCUGUGUGGCCGCAGCGUGACGCCCCGUGCUGAAUGGUCACGCCACGCUGCAGGGUCAAGCACGCAGUCACCUCCGCCGUUUCGUGGAAGACAGGCUUGGGAUGCACAUCGCGCACGCUGGAGGGACUGCGAAGGCAGAAGCACCGAGGGCAGGCGAGGACUGGCGCAGGAUUUCGCUAGGCCUGCGGUAACACCGGCGUGUGAAGCCGCUCUCAUAAGCUGCAACAGUUUCAACAGCUACCGUUUGGCGACUGUCAUCCCGCCGGAGCCUGGGCGGGGCACCUGGGCAGAGGGCGAUGAUGUCGCAAGUGUGGAUCAUCUGCCGUUCCCUAUCCGGCGUAUCGCCUCCAAAGAUGCUGCAGCGUCUCGCACGCUCCUCCGAGAACUCCGCUCUGACGCAGGCUUUCAGGGAGUUGCCGCUAGAUGUUUUUCAGAAAGGCCGCUUUUGUCGACCGCGGAACUCUUGGGCAUGCUGAAUAUGACGAGCUGCGGCGGCCUCGCCUCUGUGGACGUCGGAGAGGGCACUCACGACACCUGCGGGGAAGUUCCGUGCCUUGCGGAGACUAAAAGUGCUGCCGCGAGUCCUCGUCGGAAACUGGCAGCGAGACAGCCUGUGAGGUUCGCGCGAGGCCGUGGAGACGCACUGCUUGGGGAUGAGCGGACAGCGGGCUGUGCCUCCGGGAGUGGUGAACUGUUACCUGGUGUCGAGAUGGAAUAUCCGUUUUCCACCAGAACUCCCCUCUCCAGUGCCCUGGCAACGAGUAUCAUACACGAGGCUGCUCUUGCGGCUGCCGAGGAGGAAGCAGCAGCCAUUCGCGCUACGCGCAACCAGCUGGGCGGUGUUAUAUUUAGGCAAGCAGUUGCGGCGGCUAAGGCGGAAGAGGGACAAUGCCACCUGCGGCAGCUAGUGACGCAGUUAGGGGAGCAGCAGGCAGCGAUUGGGCAGGAACUCGAAGAGAUUCGGAACUUGCAAGAGAGCUUGGCGCGCCAACAGGCAGAAUUGCUGUCGCAGCAAAAGCGCACGGACGACGCAGACGGGAGACAGCUGCACGCCGAGAUGCAGUCCGAUCGGGAGCGGCGCGGGGAGGCGCUCGAUGAGGCACAGGUGCACCAGCCAGGCGCCGAAACACUGCGCGCCGCCACGCCUCACCAGCCUCCUUCGGGGCGCGAGCCGUCGCCCUCGACAGGGCCGAAUGGCGUCAUCUCGACGCCGAGACCGGGGACCACUGCCUGGACGACGCGUCCGACAUCGACGGCGGGGGAACUCUCGUUGACAGAUAACCGGUUGGCUGUUCCCGCUGUGUGUCAGCCCCCCGAGGCCCCGCCGACGUCGCCGCCUGAGGCGGACGCGAGGCGCGCGCACGCGUUCCUCGAAACAGGCACGACCCUGCCACAGGCGGAAUCCACGGCAAACAUCUCCCCGCGGUCGGCUCGGCCGCCUGCCUCGCCUGCUGCAAACCGAGCCACUGCCCUGACAACGUGGAGUGCAGCAGAGAAGGCGCCUGUAGCCCCUCAGACAUCCCCACUACCCACGGUGCUGCUUAAGUCGUGCACACCUGUCUCCGAGCUUCGAGCUCCGCGAGCCCUCGCCCCGUCGCACCAGCAGAUCUGGCGAGCGUCCUCGGCUUCGCGUGGCUCGAGCUUGCAGACGACUAGCCGACUGAGACAAGCGUCGUCUCCGGCGCCUGCGUGCGUCUCUGGCUCGAAGCAGGCGGCAACAUCUAGUCUGGCGUCGUCCCCGCUACGCUGGUGUGGCACAGCGUGCUGUGGCGCCGCAUCCUCAACUCCGUCAACCCCUCGGCGACCGAGGGAUCACACUGUCCCGGUUUUCCGCCGUGCCGCACCUGUUCAGCAAAGCCACGCGGAUGCAGCACCGCUUGGGCCUGCCGUACGUGCACAUGACCGCAACUCGACUGGGUACACGUGGGCGCUCCCUGUGGGAGUGACCGCGCCGCAAUACUCGUAUGUGCUGCCACACCCCUCCCGCGCAGGAUUCUCACCCGUCCGCGGACGAACGGCCGUGCCAGCCGCGAAUCGCACCUCGUUUCCGUCAUCGCCAGCAGGAUUCGCAGGGGCCUCGGGCUCAAAUUCUGUCACGGGGGCGACGGCUGUCCUGCGUGGGCGAAGCUUCUCAUCAGCUGGCGGUAGCGUCCACGCGUGUCCGGUCCGGUACGCCUCCCCGCACACAAGCGAGACAGCGCGCUACGUCUCCUACGCUCCGGUCUUGCGACUCGCACAGCCUUCUGUCCUCGUGUCGCAGCCCGCAGCGCCAAGCCUGUCCACGGGCCGGGCGUGGCGGGUGAGCGCGAGCGCUGCGAACCCAGACGCCGCUUCGGCCUGUUCAGCGUCAGCGCCGUGGUCCCCGCCGCUGCAGCCGCCUCGGGCAGACACAUGGUCCGUGCACACGCCCGGGGCGGCUGCUGGCUUGGCACCUGGGCAUUCGUUGCGGAUUCGAGGCGCCCAGCCGCGGUGGCUAGUCGUGGAUGAUACGCAGAAAUCUGUCUCUCCUCAUCCGCCACGGCAUCCCCGCACCAGCCGUGCCAGGAGCACCGAGGGGUGGGUGAAGUUCGAGACUCCAAAGGAGGACGUUUGGGAGCAGGAAGAGCCAGCUCAUGUGAGUUUGGAAGUUUUACAGCUUCGGCAACAGCGACAGCAGUUGAAACAACAGCGCCAAGCGCUUUUACAGCAACAUCUGGAGCGGGAAGAGGUGGAGCGCGACAGACUCAAACGUGAAGAUGAAGAGGGCCGGGUGCUGCCCAAGAGGCAAGAAGAGCGUCCGCACCGCCGCCGCGACAAGCAACCCAGAGAGGAGGCGGGGAGAGAGACUCAAGAGAGAACCCGCGACCAAGCCAAAGAGACGGAAUUCCCGUCGGUGAAGAGCAGCCCGGAGACCACGGCGACGGGCGUUCAGGUGGCGUUGCCAUUGUUGGCAUCUGGCGCUGGCGCUUCAGGCGCUCUUCCGGGUUCUUCGCCAGGGCGGUCCCACACUGUCCCAGGGGCUCCAGGGCGUCGGGCCUCGCUGCAGGUGACGUCGCCGUGCUGCCAGUGGACUGUUCAGCACCGGGCCUUUGACGAGGACUCCCCAACAACGCAGCAGGCGAGCCGCAGUGACCACUCAUAUGAACUCGGCACGCAGUCUGACGUUGCUUCAGCCACCGCGGCGGCGGCAGCAGCUGCCCGAGAAGCAGCUCAGGCAGCAGCUCGCCGAGCGGCGGACGGCGUGCAAGAGGCGGCCGCUGCAGUUCUGGAACCCCUUCAACCGAUGCAGAAACGCUUGGCUCAGCUGUUCAGAGGCCGAGGGCAGCCACAGGAAACGGUGCGCCACUACGCGCUCCCCGGUACAAGCUCCCGCGUGACCUACUGGUAUCCUGCAGGGGUCCAGGCUGGCGUUCCCCCUGGGCGGAUGCCGUUCGUCGCGUACGGAGUGCCUGCGGUGCCUGCCGGCACUGAUGCCAAGGCGUAG
Molecule: messenger RNA, 3507 nt
Organism: Besnoitia besnoiti
Lineage: Eukaryota; Apicomplexa; Conoidasida; Eucoccidiorida; Sarcocystidae
Exons: 1
Coding region: 1-3507 (1168 amino acids)
Source: RefSeq, a predicted model, not a curated record